AAACAACCCCGAUAGAAGAAGAAGGGUAAGCUGCACGCGCCACCUGGGGUCGUUUUAAAUAAACUGUUGGAAAACCCCUCAUCGUGGCCCCCUCCCUAGUAAAUAAGUCGACUCUCCCCAAAAACAAACUCCACAACGCUCCAAACAAACCAUUGUCACUCACUCACUCAUCCAUAAACCCCUUCUCUCUCUUCUCUUCUCUUCUCUCUCUCUCUGGUUUUUGGAUCUGGCCGUUGAUUUUUUUUUGUUUCCGGGACGACGAUAAUUUUUUUGUUUUUCCGUUGUUGCAUGAACGAGGGUGAUGGCUUCGGCAUGUGUAAACAAUGUUAGUGUUUCUCAGGAGUUUCCUACUACUACUUACGGAUGUUUCAAUCCACGAGCUUCUUUCAGCCGCGAGGACUCCAUGGGCUCUGGAUCCGCCGCAUCUGACACUCAGAAGAAGCAGAUUCCGCCGGAGGAAAAAGUAGCUGCCGAUUUCGAGUUUCGGUUGGAGGAGGAUCCUGUCGGAAUCCUCCCCGCUGACGAGCUUUUCUCCGACGGUAAACUCGUCACGAAGCAGCAGCAACAGACGACGGUUGAGAUCGGCGGCAGGUCGGAGAUGGAUAAUAAUAAUAAUAUCUCCGGUGGUGGCGGCGGCGAUAAUUGCUCUUUUUCUCCAAAGGCACCACGGUGUUCGAGUAGGUGGAGAGACUUGUUAGGUCUCAAACGAUUCUCUCACAACAGCAAAGCUCCGACUACUACUACUACUACUACUACUACUACUACGACGUCGUUUCCUUCGAAUCCGAGAUCGUCUACUUCUUCGUUGAAGCAAUUCUUGCAUCGGAGCUCUAGAUCGUCGUCUUCGUCCGGAUCCUCUUCUUCUUCUUCUUCUUCUUCUUCUUCAGAUGCUUCGUUGCUCAUGAGCCUUCCUCUUCUCAAAGAUUCCGAUUGCGAAUCUCUCUCCUUAUCCUCUUCUCGUAUGUCUCUCUCCUCUUCCUCCUCCGGCCAUGACCACGAAGAUCUCCCCAGACUCUCUCUCGAUGCAGAGCGACUGAACCAUAACCACAACAUCACCGCGAAUCCAUUUGCUCCCGCUCGUAGCCUAAACCCAAAUCCACCGAGAAUGAGGUUAGUGAACCAUUCAUCAGCAGGAACCGGAGGAGGGAGAGUGGGACGCAGCCCGAUGCGACGUUCGGGAGGAGGAGACACAACAACAUCUCACAGAGGAGUCUCUGUGGACAGUCCAAGACUAAACUCAUCAGGUAAAAUCGUGUUCCAGAGCCUGGAACGAAGCUCGAGCAGUCCAAGCAGCUUCAACGGUGGAACUAGCGGGUACAGACACAGAGGAAUGGAGAGAUCGUACAGCUCAAACGUGAGGGUGACGCCAGUUUUAAACGUUCCGGUUUGUUCAAUCAGAGGUGGUUCAGUUGUCUCCGGUCAGUUUUUCACAAACGCCAAUAACAACAAUAACAGACCUUCUUCGUCUCAUAUCAAUAGAGGUCGUAACUCAACGGAUCGAAUCUAACCUGGACCUUUUCCAAAAAAUUAGGGAAUAAUAAUUCAUCAAAAUGGUAACAACAACGACACAAUCUUCUUGAUGCAAUGCAACAGUAGUAGUUGUAAUCAUCCGUUUUUUUUUUCUUUUUUGGGUUUGUUACUUGCAACAAAUCUUAUUAUGAUUAUUAUUAACAGAGCUUUUUUUAUGAGAUUAGUAAAUCCAGUGUGUGUGUACUGUAAAUAAAGAAUCUGUCUGCCAUUGGUUAAGUGUAAUUGUUCUAUGGGGUUUACUCUAGGGUUCAUUUGCCAUUAGACGCACAAAAAAAUGGAAUUGGAAUCUCCUAAUUGUUGUUUCUUCUGCUUUGGGGGAUUGAGAGAGAGAGAGAGUGAGGUUGACGCGUAAAAGGAAUGCGCGUGGGUCAGAGGAUAACAGAUACUUUUUAUCUCAUAUGCUCUGUGUUUAGUUGCGCUCUCCCCACGUUGAAGCUUAUCUAAGCUGUCUCUUUCAUGUGAUUUUUUUUUUAGAUUGUAAUUUUUUUUUUUUCCAAUAGUUUUAUUUUGUCGUUUUCUGAGUUUCGGAAAUGAUGCAGUGUUCAGAGACUUUAACCACACAUUUCUUUCUCUAUUUAUUGUUUGUUGUUUUGUUAAUCAAAAGGAAGGUUCGUUUAAGCAUAUUAAUGUUGGAUCUCUCAUAUUGGUCUACGGUUUGUUGUUUGAACCAGAUCACAUGUUUUUUGUGUCAGGAUUUUUCACGAUCUUUUUAUUAUGAAUUAUGGUACGUGAAAUGUACGAAAGAUUACAUUAUGAGUAUUAUUACUAUUAUUUAAGCCAAAAUGAUAGAUUGGACAAGCAACAGAGAUUGUACAAGUACAAGACUCCUAAUAAGCUUCUUUCACCUGUCUCUAUCCUCAUCUGUUCUUGUGUACUUUUAGCUUCUUCUCUCUUUGGUCCCCUUUCUCCUCCUCUCAUACUCUCACUUAAAACAACCCUUAACAGCAUUAUUGUUGUAUAAUUCUAAAUCGAAUUCCAUUUUGAGGAAAAAGUGAAUAUAUCCGUCUUGAAAGUUACAUCUAUGCUGCGACUAGAGUGUGCUAAGUUGCAACUAAUGAUUUGUAAAGUAGCGAACAAAAGAGAUAAAGUAAGCUAGUUU
Camelina sativa (false flax) is the source of this 2629-nucleotide messenger RNA. RefSeq lists its product as uncharacterized. NCBI's taxonomy places the organism in Eukaryota, Viridiplantae, Streptophyta, Magnoliopsida, Brassicales, Brassicaceae. The record is from RefSeq and is a predicted model, not a curated record.